Messenger RNA from Bombyx mandarina (wild silkworm), 2207 nucleotides. RefSeq names its product multiple C2 and transmembrane domain-containing protein. The record is from RefSeq and is a predicted model, not a curated record. Lineage: Eukaryota; Metazoa; Arthropoda; Insecta; Lepidoptera; Bombycidae. Gene Ontology annotation, molecular function: calcium ion binding. Gene Ontology annotation, cellular component: membrane.
AUGGGUGAAAGAGCUAAAAGUCACUUCGGUGAUUUUAAGAAGACACAUUUCGCCAAACUGCACGAGAGGAUACAAAGGAAAUAUGAAGAGAUGCAAUGGAAACUGGAGAAAUCAAAAUCCGUUGACGUACUGUCGACGCUUAAAGAUGAUUAUGCCUUUAAAGAGAUCAAAUUCGCAAGCACUUUGGAUAUAACUGCGGAGUCGGACGAAAUUUUUGAAGAAGUUCAGAACCAUAGUUCCUUGGAAAAGCAUACAUUGCUAAUUAAAGACAUGAAUAGGAAUGACGCUAAUCUUGAAUAUGUUGAUUUCAAAGAAGCUAGUAUUUCCGAGUCCGAAGGGUUUACUCCUCUUGAAAAGUACGAAAAUGGCAGGGAAGAUAAAUUCUUUGGAGAUGACUUUUCUAAAAUGAGUCUUGAGUCAUUAAAUGAAGUAGCUUCAGGGAGCGACGGUGAGCUCACGCCCCCGGCGACUCCCCCGAAGAUUUCGAUUCGCAAUAGAAUUGGUUCAAAAAUAUCCGCUGUCAAGGAAAAACGUUGGCGAGAGGAAAAAGUAAAAAAUCCGAACAAGGACAGGAAAAGGGAACAUCGUGACAAAGUUGAAAAGUUUAUUUUGAGUAAUACGACUAAACAGGAUUUGAGGAGCUUAAAGAAGACUAAAUUGGGUACUGUAACAAUUGCACUGAUCGACGCUACAGAUUUAGAGACUGAAGGCCCCGAAGAAAGAACCCGUAUGUUAUUUUGUCGAUUUAGAUUGGGAACUGAGAAACAUAAGUCAAAGACAGCAAAAGGGAAUACAACUAAAUUGAAAUGGCAAGAACUAUUCAGUUUGAGUAUGUACGAAGACCAUUUGCUUGAGUUGUCUCUGUGCGAUAAAGAUUUCUGUAUUGGCAGGACUAUAAUAGAUCUGAAUAAUUUGGAUAAAGAGAAGACACAUGAAAUGCGUCUCAAGAUAGAAGGGGAAAUAUCCGUAGUACAAAUUUUUCUAUUAAUUACAAUCAGCGGUAUACCGUUACACAAUACCAUCGCAGAUUUAGAAGAUUAUGAAGCAACAACCAAGGAGCUCGAUGUUGUCAAAAAGAAAUUUUAUAAAUCGUCGCACAUAAUCUUGUGCACGGACUCUAGAUUGUUGGAAUUGGAAAAACACAACAGUAAUAAAUUUUCAACAGAAAUGAUCAUAUUGAUCAGAUUUAGCAUAGUCUUGGAUGGGUUGCACAACUAUCAAUCUUUAUUGAAUACCAGCAUUGUAAAUGAUAUUACUUCAGUAAUAGAAGUGACAGUACAUGACGAAAAAAGAUCUGAGGAUAUUGCAAAAAUUACAAUACCAUUAUUAAAAAUUAACAACGGAGUAAAAAAAUGGUAUGCUCUGAAACACACAACGCAGAGAGAAAGAGCGAGAGGAACGAACCCUAGAAUCCUGUUAGAAAUGAAAGUCACAUGGAAUCUCACAAAAGCAUCGCUCCGAUCGUUUACACCCAAACAGACAAAAUAUUUAGAAACGAAAGCCAAAUUCGAUAGACAUCUUUUUGCGAGGAAUAUCUCAAGGGCAAAAUAUGUCACUGCAUGGGUGCUAAAUGCUAUCCAGAUCGUUAAAACAUGUUUCGAAUGGGAAUCAAGAAAAUCAAACACAUUAGCCCUCACAUUAUGGCUAUUAUUUUGUUGGUUUUUCAAAAUGUGGAUGUUGCCACUUCUAUUAUUGAUACCAUUCAUUUGGUAUCGUCCACCGAGAUACUAUUUAGUAAACUGGAAACGGUAUUUCAAAGGAAUGCCAAUUGAAGAUGAUCAUUCUAAGAAAGAGAAGGAUGAAAAAAACACAUCUUUAAGACAAAAGAUACAAAGUUUACAGGAAAUGGUACAGACGGUGCAGAAUUUCAUUGGAACGUUUGCGAGUCUACACGAGAGAGUAAAGAAUUUGUUCAACUUUACAGUACCCUUCUUAAGUUUCUUGACCAUAUUCAUGAUCAUAAUUAUCGCCUUCGUAAUGUUUGUGAUUCCUGUGAAAUAUAUCUUCAUGGGUUGGGGUGUACACAAAUUCACAAGAAAAAUUCUUAGACCGAACAGAAUUCCUAAUAAUGAAAUUCUGGAUCUGCUCUCCCGAGUACCUGAUGAUGAAACGUUGCUUGACUGCGAAGAGCUGCCAUUGGAGGAACCAGAGGAAGACGUUGUAGAAUCAUAAAUAUUUUAAGUGGUACCCUUAUGGAACACGUACCC